Molecule: messenger RNA, 1067 nt
Organism: Sinocyclocheilus grahami
Lineage: Eukaryota; Metazoa; Chordata; Actinopteri; Cypriniformes; Cyprinidae
Gene: aqp7
Product: aquaporin 7
Exons: 6
Coding region: 9-923 (304 amino acids)
Biological process (GO): glycerol transmembrane transport; water transport
Cellular component (GO): basolateral plasma membrane; plasma membrane
Molecular function (GO): glycerol channel activity; water channel activity; urea transmembrane transporter activity
Source: RefSeq, a predicted model, not a curated record
UUAGCAUAAUGGAGGAUGGUAGUAGGAUACAAGGCCAUAUGGCACCUACUGUAGCUUCCAGGUUGAAGAUCAAAAAUGAAUGCAUUCGAGUGGUCCUGGCAGAGACCCUCUGCACGUUCAUCAUGAUGGUGUUUGGGCUUGGCACUGUUGCACAAGUGGUCACAGGAAAUGGUGUUUUUGGAGAGUAUUUCAGCAUAAAUGUAGGCUUUGGGCUGAGUGUGGCUAUGGGUGUGCACGUUGGUGGAAAAGUGUCAGGAGCUCAUAUGAAUGCAGCUGUUUCAUUCACAAUGUGCGUGUUUGGCCGUUUGCGCUGGAAGAUGUUCCCACUGUAUGUUUUUGCCCAGUUUCUGGGUUCCUUCCUUGCUGCUGGGACCAUUUUUUUACUUUAUUAUGAUGCUAUACAUCAUUACUGUGGGGGCAAUUUCACUGUGUCGGGCCCCAAAGCAACAGCUGGGAUCUUCGCUACAUAUCCAGCACCUUUCAUCUCAAUCUACACUGGAUUCUUUGAUCAGGUUCUGGGCACUGCCAUGCUGUUGCUGUGUCUGAUGGCUCUGGCAGACCAGAGAAACCAGCCGGUCGUGCCUAGAGGUGAGCCUGUGGGUGUGGGGCUCCUGGUGCUCCUCAUUGGUGUCUCUCUGGGAAGCAACAGCGGCUAUGCCAUCAAUCCAACACGAGAUCUGGGGCCGAGAGUCUUCACACUGAUGGCAGGUUGGGGCAUGGAUGUUUUCAGGGCCGGCAAUGGCUGGUGGUGGGUACCUUUGGUGGCCCCCUUUAUUGGUGGAGUGACUGGGGCUUUAAUCUACGAAGCAUUUGUAGAGCUACACCACCCUGAUCUUAAGAGCACUAAGACACAGUCUGCAGAAGAUCCUGAAUGUGUUCCUCUGGAAAAGUGCAAGAAUAGCAGUACAGAGAUAUCUGUCUGAGAGUUUCACUCGCAGACCUGCUUCAUUUAAGGACCAAGGAUAAUACAGGGACCAAAGAAGAAAACAGACAUUUCCACUGGGGACACCUGAAUGUUUACAGGCAUAACAUGAGACAUGGAUGCCAGUCGAAAAGCCUAUGGGUUG